CCCUUACGUCAUCAGGCGGCGCCGUGGCUGGGCGCGGCAAUGGCGGACCCCGGCGAGGCGGCGCGGGAGGAGCUGGGGGUCGACGCCGAGCAGGAGCCGCCGCCCGCCGUCUCCUCCCCGGAGGGGGAUGAGCCGGCGGCCGCCGAGGAGCCGGCGGCGGCGGAGGGAGCAGGCGAGGGCGAGGCGGCGACCCCCAGGCUUGAGGUCAAGGUGGAGGCGCCGGACGGGGAGGUGAGGACCGUGGAGGGAGAGGUGGUGGACGGGGAGGACCCCAGCCUGCAGCCGUCUGCAGCCAAGAAGGUGAAGCUGGAGCUGAAGGAGAGGAAGGAGAAGAAGCACAAAGUGGACGAGGACGAGAUCCAGAAGAUGCAAAUACUGGUCUCUUCCUUUUCUGAAGAACAGCUGAACCGUUAUGAGAUGUACCGCCGGUCUGCUUUCCCCAAAGCUGCUAUUAAACGGCUGAUCCAGUCCAUCACUGGCACCUCUGUCUCUCAGAACGUCGUUAUCGCCAUGUCCGGCAUUUCCAAGGUCUUUGUUGGGGAGGUGGUGGAGGAAGCGCUGGAUGUGUGCGAGAAGUGGGGGGAGCUGCCACCUCUGCAGCCCAAACACAUGCGAGAGGCGGUCAGGAGGCUCAAGUCACGAGGACAGAUCCCCAAUUCCAAAUACAAAAAGAUCAUCUUCCACUGAAGCACGUCCCAAGAGAAGGCAGAAGUUACAACAAGCUUCCUCUUCGGAACCUCACAGGAGUUACAGCAGAGCUGCCAGGCUGCAGCUCCUUCAGGAGCACUGCGUAUAGACUGGAGCGACUGCCAGGAGGUUUCCUGCUGUCACUGCUGAAUUCUGGCUUAUGAUCCACGUGUUGUGUGGCAGCAGGCUGGCCUGGAGCUGUGGUCUCUUCUGCUUCAACAGAGUAUGAACAGGAACAUUUGUCUUCAAUGUAUUUCCUCCCCCCAGGAUCAUACUUUCCACUGGCAGAGAUGUAGCGGUGUCUAUGUACAGAAGUGUGGGUUUGGUUUUUUUUUUUAUUACACUUGUUAUUGCACUCUUGGUCCUGCUGGGAACUCCUGAUUGUGUAAUGGUGUUUGUGUGAUUCCAAGUAGGGGGAGCACAACAGGAUGAUCUGUCUCAACCGAGCCUGACUUGUUCCUGAAACUUCGCUUUGCCUUGGGCACAUAUUGUGCCAUUAGCAUAAGCAAGGGAACACUUGCUGAAAGCUGCUGCUCCUGGCGUCAUCGCUUGGCUCUUCUUCCCCAAGCCAGUUUUAUGGAGCUGUCUGGAAAACAGUACAAGUGGGAAAGUGAAGGGAGAGGAAAAAAAGAAAGCUUGAGCCUGUAAGGAGGUUAACAAGUUUAUUUUCUUUCCAUGGUUCAUAGAACCAAUAAAUGCAGGAGUGGAAAUAUACUGCAACAAAGUUCCAAUACUGCCUAAAACUCAAAUUCAAGGUCAGACUUGCACGUUACCCACCUGUACAUACAGUAGUCCCCUGGGAGCACACUGCUGCUAAUGAAAUGUCAACGAUGCUGAGGCCACGUGCUCUUCCUCGGGUAACCAGAUUGUAGUUACACACAGGACUGAGUCGGCUCUCAUAAUAAAGUAGAAAGAGUCCUUAAACAAAAGGCUCUUAGAAAGUAAACUUUACUAAUAGUCAUCAGCAGAGCUAUGGGAGAUUGUGUCCUCCCACACGUACGCCUUGUAGAAAGGACUUUUUUUUUUAUUGUUUUACAGUACUUUGCACGGGUACUUAAAACUGUGGAAGUGCUUCAGUUCUUAAGUCAUCUGGUUUUAAGUUGCUGGAACAAGAGAUUUGCUGUAAGCAACUCCGCCCCAGGUCUGCACACGUGGGAGGGAGUGGUGGGAAGUGUGACAGUGCAAGCAGGCACCACAUCUGGGAAAACCCUUUGCACCCUACUCAUUUCCCAAGCUGGCUUGAGCUGAAACUGGACACUUACUUAAAGAAUUAUGAAAAUUUGAAAGAUAAGGAAAUAAACCUCCCAUUUUCAAGCAACUAGUGAAUAAAAAGUAAGAAUACCAUUGCAUUCCACUUAA
Molecule: messenger RNA, 2046 nt
Organism: Falco peregrinus (peregrine falcon)
Lineage: Eukaryota; Metazoa; Chordata; Aves; Falconiformes; Falconidae
Gene: TAF11
Product: TATA-box binding protein associated factor 11
Exons: 5
Coding region: 40-687 (215 amino acids)
Biological process (GO): RNA polymerase II preinitiation complex assembly; transcription initiation at RNA polymerase II promoter
Cellular component (GO): nucleus; transcription factor TFIID complex
Molecular function (GO): protein heterodimerization activity; transcription coactivator activity
Source: RefSeq, a predicted model, not a curated record